Molecule: messenger RNA, 5052 nt
Organism: Hyaloperonospora brassicae
Lineage: Eukaryota; Oomycota; Peronosporomycetes; Peronosporales; Peronosporaceae
Source: the annotation of a GenBank genome assembly
AUGAACCACAGCGCGCUCGACCUGCACCGAGCGACAGCCGCGUCCGAGCCGUUCCAGCGCGACGUCAAGCGCCCGUCGUCGUCGUCGUCGUCGUCACCGGCGACCGACGCCAGUGGCCGGCGGAGCUUUGGAACGUUUCUCAUGGACGACGACGCCGCAGCGUCUCCUGUGCCGCAGCUGCAGCCCACGAAACGCCUUCCGCCGCCAUUGCCGCCGCUGCGAGCUCAGGGAGUAGCAGCGCCCAUCGAGUACCCUGUGCCGUGGCACCAGCCCCCGACGCCGCUCGCUGCGUGUCGACCACGCGGAGUCUCCAGUGGAGACAUUCCCGUGCUGGAGGCCGCUCGCGACAGCAGCCACUUCCGCUUGGACGGAGGAGAGUUGGCACGUGUGGCACUCAACGCCAUCGACGAGGACGGCACAGACGCUCGCGUCGUAGUGGGCGACUACGACGACGAAGACGACGACGAUGUUGUGCCAGUGCUGCAGACGGCAGAAGACGCGAUGCGAGCGCAGAAGUACACGGGCAGUAGGAAGUUUUCGUGGCGAGUGUCGGCUAGACGAGGCGUGCCUAUUGGUCGCACGGUCCGUGUGCCUGAUCAGGAGACGCUCUUGAGCAUGUCGACAAUAAGCACGGAGCUGUCGUCGUCGAGCUACGAACUAUCCAACAGCAGCUCCCAGGAAUCGAGGAGAAGCUCGACUCCACCUGUGCGAAUCGAUCGUGAGCUCGUGCGCAGCGGAUGGCUGUACAAACAGGCAAAUGUCAUGAAAACGUGGAAACGACGGUAUUUUGUGCUAAUCAAGCGCACAAAUGUUGCAACAGGGGAUUACUGGGCGUCACUGCAGUACUACAAGGGCAACAAUUUUGGCAAGCUGCGAGGAGAGAUGCACUUGCAAGACGGCAUGCUGUCUGUGCGGUUUUUGGAACCAGAUGAGACAAAGCGGCCAUUUUGUUUCGAAGUAGCUGGCGAAGACUUUUCGUUUGUUUGCUCUGGAUCCAAUGAUGACGAUGCAAGUGCCUGGGUGUGUCUGCUGCAGAGCUUGUCAGGCGGAGGGGGCAGCACUAUCCCACCGUCGGGCAGCUUGCUUGGUGCGUCGGCGACGAAUCGGCUUUUGCAUUCGGGAGAUACUUCGAAGGGCAAUCGAGCUCGUCCCAGCACCAUCGAUUCUCGGAGUAUCCGAAUCGUGGCAGAGUUGCGGAAAGUGCUGCACACGAGCAAGUCGCCAGAAGCCGCUCAGUAUAAAGGGUUCAUCGGCUCGUUUGAGUCCCGAGGCACAGAAGCGCUUCGCCAAUUUCGAGAGUUCCACGCAACGCUGACGGAAUCCAUCGUGAAAGACCACGGUGCUCGUAUCUUGGCAGCACUCAAGGAUCCAGGCGACGAUGAUAUAAAUGCUGCUAAGAGUGUGGACAAGAAAGAAGCCGCACAGCCGAUAUCACUUGAUAUGGUGCGGAUGGCCAUAUCUCGUCAUGUGGAAGAAGUGUUGUUUGUACCGCUUCAGGACAAAAUCAAUACCGGUCUCCGUCGCGUGUACCACGAGGAAGAGUCCUCGAUAAACCGCAAAGUUAGAUGGCUGCAAGGAAAAGACCAGAUGUACUUCAACAUCCCGCUGCAUCAAAUCUCGUGGAAAGAGUGGCGAAAAGCAUCUCGAAUCCUUGCUCAAAUAGCUCAAGUGUCUCUUCCUGCAGCAAAGUACGACGUACUGACGAGUACGAUCCGAAAGAUUCAGGCAACGUACGCUGACGAGCACGACACGGUUACUGACUUGGAGGCACUUGAGACCGACGACAUUAUCCCGAUAUUUACCUACGUGUUGUCGAAUAGUGGCCUAGAGAACCUCAUCUCGCUCAAAACCUUGUUGACUGAGCUGAAUGGUUCGUGGGCCGUUGGCAGGUCGCCUGAUGAUGAAACGUCGCUCAAGAUAUUGACGUACGCGGUGGAUUUUAUCAGCAAUGUCAGCAUACCUGCUGUACUGGAAGACAUUUUCAAGGACCAAAUUACGCUUUCGAUUGACGGCGACUGGCGCCGUGUGUUGGAGUUUGAAGUGGAGCCCACGUAUCGUUACGGUGCAAUUGUAGAGCAUAUAUCACCUCAUGGCUACUCGGCUGUGGGGAACAUCAUCACUCGGGGCUACGUGCUGGUGACAGUGAAUGGCCAAAAUGUGGUAUUGUGGCCGUUCCAAGACAUUAUGACAUUACUUCUCGAGUCAGCGUCUCCCCAUCGGUUAGCGUUUAUCCCUGGAAGUAGUUACUUCAAAAUUCUGACGUCAAAUAAGGCGCUGUGGAAUGUGGCGUUGAUGCAUGCGUGCCAGCGCGGUGACGUGUUUAGCGUGCAAAUGCUGCUUGCAAACGGCGCUGACGUGAAUUAUGUUGCUCAUGAAUGUGGAAGUAACACACCACUGCAUGUCGCAGUCAGUGCUUUACAUUUUAACGUUGUUUCGUACAUGCUUCAGCACGGCGCUAAGGUAAAGACUAUUGGUGAAUGUGGUCGCAGCGCACUGCACAUGGUUGGGUCUCCUUGUACGAUGCCAGCCACAAUCAGUGCGUCUCGUGAUAUCACGAAAGCCUCAAGUGGAACAUCGGCUACGCUGAGCAACUCCGAUAGGGCGGUGUUGAUCAUCAAGAAACUACUGGGUCACGGCGCGCACGUCGACACUGUUGACAUCUACGGCAACACGCCGAUCAUGUUGCUGGCAGAAAGAGGUUUCCUCGGUGGAAUUGACGUGAUCAUGGAAGCAGAUAGCAAGAUUGAUCUGAACGCUCGAAAUUGGCAGCGUGGCAUGUGCGCUCUCGCGCUUGCAGCAAAAAGCGGCCAAGCGAAUGUAGUGGAGGGAUUGCUAGAUUAUGGCGCUCAAGCUGACAUUCGUACGCUGCAUGGUGAGACUCCACUACAUUUCGCGGCAGCUGGCGCGAGCCAACGCGUGUGUCAGUUGCUUGUAGAAAAAGGCUGCGAUGUCGAUGUCCGUACGAGCGAAGGGUUGACUCCGUUGAUGGUCGCAGUUACGAAAGAUCAUUGCACGGCGAUUGACAGUGUGGACGUUUUGUUGCCGUCUGGAGCAUCCCCAGUGAUGGACCACAGCAAUCUCCGCAAGGGGCGGCACGACAUGACGUAUGGCUUGCGAGGCAACAUAAGCCUGGAUAACUCGUCUGUCAUUUCAACGAUGAAUUAUCUCGUGCAGAGCGGUGCUAAGAUAUCCGCGGUCUGCGAAGCGUAUCGUACGCCCUUACAUUAUGCCGCUCUUUCCGGAUGUGACGAGUUGCUUGCGUAUCUCACGGCAAAAGUAGGCGACGAUACGAGUGCUGGAAGGCGCGACUUGUAUGGGCAGUCAGUGGCGUCUAUAGCGGAAACUGGUCGAGCCUCUCACGCGCAUGCGAUUGGAGCCGCAUCUGACGACAAAGACUUAGCAAUAGUCGAUGAUUGCAGUGUGAUGGCAGAAAACGAUGACUCUGAUGACGAUGACGACGACAUCGAUGACUUGGAGCAUGCUGACAUCCCCAUGUCACUGACAGGGCGCAAAGACCUUUUGGGAAAGGGUUUGAGCAUCAAGGAUCUUGUGACUGAAGAAAAUGAUGGAGUGGAGGAAAUCAUUGCAGGAACAUUUGAUGCCAUUGCCAAUUUUUUGUUGCGCUAUGAAAAUUAUCGUAUGGAGGAGUUAGGCGCACUCAUAUGGUCCUGCGGGUACGCAUCGAGCGGAGGUGGGAACACGUUCAAAGAUACGGUAGACAUAUUGCAAACUAUGCGGAAACGGUACUCGGUCGGAACGGAAGCUGGUUUUUACGUGCGAAGAAUGCUGCUGAGUGCACUGGAUAAGUUGGUGGAGAUAUUGAAGCACAGUGUUGAGUGCGAUACGGCCGUGUGCAAUUACGUAGCUGAUCUGUACACGGAGUUGGUUCCUGUGCAGGACGAACUGGCCAAGGAGGACCCGCAGUGCGCGCAAUGGCUCUGCGCGUCGCUAUUGCCUGAGUUCGCAGACGCUUGUCUGUCGAACCAUGUGCAUGAGUAUCAGGUACUGUCGUUUUGCGAGAGUGAUUACACGUCCCUGAAGCAGUUCAUUUGCACAGCGAAGCAGGCGAAUCCGAACGUCGAGUUUCUCGAUGACGAGUUGUUUGGCGUUGCCACGGGCAUGGAGAUUAUCACAGAAGCGAUGCGGCGCCGAAUGUCUCUCGCUGGUGUGUGGAGGACGGGAGGGGGAAAGAAGUCAUUUGUGGUAAAGCAAGAGGAGACAUUCGACACCAUAGCUGAAGAACGGUCGACCACAAUUACACCCUGGCAGCCGAGGGGCGUGAAUGUGGGCCGCGCGUAUGCUGUAGAGCAGCGGAUGGUCAGGUUAUGGAUCUUGGACUUGGACCCAAGCAUCAUCGCACAGCAGAUCACUCUGAUACAGCACUAUCUAUUCAGCAAGAUUAAAGUGUCUGAAGUUCUUGCAUCCAAGCGCAACGCCGAGAAGACGCCAGGGUAUCAGCGACUUCGGUUGCUGCACAAUCACGUUUCCACUUGGGUGGUUAGUCAGAUUCUUAUGCGAAGCGACGUGGACCAACGUGCGGAAAUCCUCGCCUACUUCAUUCGUGUCGCUGGCGUGCUGCUCUCCCCUCUGCAAAACCUGGAUGGGUUUAUGGCCGUCAUGAACGCAGCAAACGACUCGUCCAUUUUCCGUUUGAAGAAAACAUGGGGCCGGCUACCGCCACAAGCGCGGGAAUUGUGGCAAGAGUUGAUGCCGCUUACAGAGAAGGGUGCUCGGCCACUCAACAAGCUCACGAAAGAAUCGACGCCACCGCUGAUCCCGUAUUUGGGUGUUGUGAUCCAAAACGUGAUAGCGUUGCAGGAGUACCCAGACCGUGUGGAGGGAGACUUGCUCAACUUCAAAAAAAUACGCUCUAUCGGCUCUCUCAUCCAGAAACUGCUAUCGUUUCAGAAGACGCCGUACUUGCUACCGACGGACAAGCGUGUUUUGGAACAUAUUUGCUCGCCAGUUCCCUUCGUAGAUGGCGACGCGUGUUUUACGCGCUCGCUAAAGAUUGAGCCCCGCGUCGCUGAUGCUGCAUCCGAGACUACAUGA